UUUUAAUCCACUAUAUAUCAUCCCCCAUCAGUCCCUUGCCUCGUCUCUCAUCCACACACACUAAGAAAAAAAUGGUGAAUCUAUUAUCUUGUCUCUUACUAAUUGUUUUGUUAUCAUUGCAUUGUUUUGUGGCUUGCUUAGCUGCGAAUAUAAAAAACAUCACAACUGAUCAACAUGUUCUUCUAGCAUUCAAAUCCCUGAUUACUUCAGACCCAUAUGAUAUGUUGGCUAAUAAUUGGUCAACCUCCUCUUCUGUAUGCAAUUGGGUUGGUGUAACUUGUGAUGAGCGACACAAUAGAGUCCAUAGUUUGAUCCUCCAAAACAUGAGUCUUAGAGGUACCGUUUCCCCAAACUUGGGGAAUCUGUCCUUUCUUGUUAUACUUGACCUAAAAAAUAAUAGCUUCGGUGGUCAGUUUCCUACGGAGGUAUGUCGGUUGCGCCGAUUAAAGGUUCUUCAUAUCAGCUACAACGAGUUUGAAGGGGGGAUUCCUGCAGCGUUGUGGGACUUAUCACAACUUCAAUAUUUGUAUCUUGGCGCUAACAAUUUUACUGGUUUUAUCCCCGAAUCUAUUGGCAACCUUCGGUGGUUGAAAGAAUUGGAUACUAGCAACAACAGAUUGUCUGGGCCCAUACCUCAAACAAUUUCAAACAUGUCUUCACUCGAAGUUCUCCAUUUAUUUUCUAACUACUUUUCAGGUGAAAUUCCAUCGCUUAACAACAUGACUUCUUUGAAGGUGGUCAAAUUUGGCGUUAACAAUUUAAAUGGAAGAUUACCAAAUGAUUUUUUCAAUCAGCUUCCUCAACUUCAAAUUUUUACAUUACACAACAAUCAAUUUGAAGGAAGCAUUCCACAAUCAAUUGGUAACUGCACAUCGCUAUUAUACUUAAGUUUAUCAUCAAACUUUCUCACAGGCGACAUAUCAUCGAUUUUCAAAUUCAACAACUCAUUGUUGCAAGAUUUGUAUCUUAGCUAUAAUAAUUUGUCAGGCAAUCUUCCAUCAAAUAUUUGUCAUGGGCUUCCAAAUCUAAGAAUAUUUCAUAUUUAUCAUAAUGAUAUUUCCGGUGAGAUGCCGACUAUCUGGCAUCAAUGUGAAGAGAUGGAGGGAUUAGAUCUAUCAUUCAAUAGUUUUAACAAAGGACCCAUGCCAGGUGGCAUCCGAAACAUGACCAAACUUCAACAACUAUAUCUUAUGGGCAACAACUUGGAGGGUGAAAUUCCAUCGUUUAACAGCAUGACUUCUUUGAGGGUGGUCAAAUUUAGCUAUAACAAUUUGAAUGGCAACUUACCAAAUGAUUUUUUCAAUCAGCUACCUCAACUUGAAAACUGUAAUUUACACAACAAUCAAUUUGAAGGAAGCAUUCCACGAUCAAUUGGUAACUGCACAUCAUUGAUAUACAUAAAUUUAGCAUCAAACUUUUUGACAGGUACGAUUCCCGAGGAGAUUGGCUAUCUUGAUAAACUUGAGGUGUUAUACUUGUCUAACAAUAGCUUAAGUGGAUCUAUUCCUUCCAAAAUCUUCAACUUGUCAUCACUCAUUGAUUUGGGGGUUGAACAGAAUAGCCUCUCAGGCACAAUUCCAUUAAAUACAGGAUAUAGCCUUCCUAACCUGCAACGUCUACACUUGUAUCAAAACAAUUUUGUUGGAAAUAUUCCAAAUAACAUAUUCAACUCUUCUAAGCUCCGUCAAAUCGCAUUGGACGAAAAUGCAUUCAGUGGAAAUCUACCCAAUACUGCUUUUGGAGAUUUAAGAUUCCUUGAAAUGUUUUUCAUAUAUAACAACAAAUUGACAAUAGAAGAUUCUCAUCAAUUCUUUACUUCCUUGACAAAUUGUAGAUAUUUGAAAUAUCUUGACUUAUCAGGUAAUCAUAUAUCCAAUCUUCCUAAGUCAAUUGGAAACAUAACUUCAGAAUACAUCAGGGCAGAAUCAUGUGGAAUUGGUGGUUAUAUUCCCCUAGAAGUUGGAAACAUGACCAACUUGCUAUCUUUUGAUCUGUUUAACAAUAAUAUAAAUGGACCAAUACCUCGAUCAGUCAAACGGCUAGAGAAGCUUCAAGUAUUGUCUCUUGGUUACAAUGCACUCAAAGGAUCAUUCAUUGAUGAGCUCUGUCUAAUUAAGAGUUUAGGUGAGUUGUAUCUAGAAAAUAAUAAGCUUUCUGGUGUUUUACCAACAUGUUUGGGAAAUAUGACUUCUCUUAGAAUAUUGAACGUAGGAUCUAACAAUUUGAACUCUAAGAUACCUUCAUCUCUUUGGGGUCUCACAGAUAUAUUAAUAUUAGAUUUGUCCUCCAAUGCUUUUAUUGGUGAUUUUCCACCCGAUAUUGGGAAUUUGAGAGAGCUUGUAAUAUUAGAUCUAUCAAGAAAUCAAAUUUCAAGCAACAUUCCUACAACCAUCAGUUCCUUACAAAAUUUGCAGAAUCUCUCCUUAGCUCAUAAUAAAUUGAAUGGGUCAAUUCCCGCAUCACUGAAUGGAAUGGUAAGCUUGAUCUCUUUGGACUUGUCUCAAAAUAUGUUAACUGGUGUUAUUCCAAAAUCCUUAGAAUCACUUUUGUACCUUCAAAACAUCAACUUCUCAUAUAAUAGAUUACAAGGAGAGAUUCCUAAUGGUGGACAUUUCAAAAAUUUCACAGCUCAAUCAUUUAUGCAUAAUGAAGCACUCUGCGGUGAUCCUCGCCUUCAAGUACCUACAUGUGGUAAGCAAGUUAAGAAAUGGUCCAUGGAAAAAAAGCUUAUAUUGAAAUGCAUACUUCCCAUAGUUGUGUCAGCCAUUUUGGUUGUUGCGUGCAUCAUACUUUUAAAGCAUAAUAAAAGGAAAAAGAACAAAACUUCUCUUGAAAGGGGUUUGUCAACUUUGGGAGCUCCAAGAAGAAUAUCCUAUUAUGAAAUUGUGCAAGCAACUAAUGGAUUCAAUGAGAGUAAUUUCCUUGGAAGGGGGGGAUUUGGCUCUGUUUAUCAGGGCAAGCUUCUUGAUGGUGAGAUGAUUGCCGUUAAAGUAAUUGAUUUGCAAUCAGAGGCAAAAUCAAAGAGCUUUGAUGCAGAAUGCAAUGCAAUGAGAAAUCUACGACAUCGAAAUAUGGUUAAGAUUAUCAGCAGUUGUUCAAAUCUUGAUUUCAAAUCAUUGGUGAUGGAGUUCAUGUCUAAUGGAAGUGUGGACAAUUGGUUAUAUUCAGUUAACCAUUGCUUAAAUUUCUUGCAAAGGUUAAAUAUAAUGAUAGAUGUUGCAUCUGCAUUGGAAUAUCUCCAUCAUGGUUCUUCAGUACCAGUGGUUCAUUGCGAUCUAAAGCCUUCUAAUGUCUUAUUGGAUGAAAAUAUGGUUGCACAUGUAAGCGAUUUUGGUAUUGCCAAGCUCAUGGAUGAAGGACAAUCUAAAACUCAUACACAAACUUUGGCUACUAUUGGAUACCUUGCACCAGAGUAUGGAUCUAAGGGAAUUGUUUCUGUCAAAGGAGAUGUGUACAGCUAUGGGAUCAUGUUAAUGGAAAUCUUCACAAGAAGAAAGCCAACAGAUGAUAUGUUUGUUGCUGAACUAAACUUGAAGACAUGGAUCAGUGGAUCAUUUCCUAAUUCAAUUAUGGAGGUCUUGGAUUCAAAUUUAGUCCAACAAAUUGGCGAACAAAUUGAUGACAUAUUGAUUUACAUGUCAUCUAUUUUUGGUUUAGCCCUGAAUUGUUGCGAAGAUUCACCUGAAGCAAGAAUUAAUAUUGCAGAUGUUAUUGCGUCGUUAAUCAAAAUCAAGACUUUGGUUCUUAGCGCAAGCAGGGUCUAGUUAUUUUCAUUUGUAUAAGAGGAGUUUUAAUUCGUUGGAAUGUAUUUUUAAGUGGUUAUUCUUUUCCUUUUGUAAUGUUUGUGUGGGAUGUUUUCAAUAUGGUUUUUGGAUUUAUGUCUUGCUUCUUCUGGUUUGUCUUUUCAAUUUUCUUCAUCGUUUGAGAUUGAAGUACACCAUUUUCUUAAUAUAUUUCCUCUAGCUGUUAAAAGAAUCAA
This is a messenger RNA of Medicago truncatula (barrel medic), 3979 nucleotides long. RefSeq names its product probable LRR receptor-like serine/threonine-protein kinase At3g47570. Gene Ontology annotation, biological process: protein phosphorylation. Gene Ontology annotation, molecular function: protein binding; protein kinase activity; ATP binding. NCBI's taxonomy places the organism in Eukaryota, Viridiplantae, Streptophyta, Magnoliopsida, Fabales, Fabaceae. The transcript has 6 exons. The record is from RefSeq and is a predicted model, not a curated record. Bases 72 to 3764 code for a protein of 1230 amino acids.